Messenger RNA from Trachemys scripta elegans, 4642 nucleotides. RefSeq names its product caldesmon 1 (gene CALD1). The record is from RefSeq and is a predicted model, not a curated record. Gene Ontology annotation, biological process: actin filament bundle assembly; muscle contraction; angiogenesis. The transcript is spliced from 17 exons. Gene Ontology annotation, molecular function: calmodulin binding; myosin binding; actin binding. Lineage: Eukaryota; Metazoa; Chordata; Testudines; Emydidae. Gene Ontology annotation, cellular component: actin cytoskeleton. Bases 424 to 3045 code for a protein of 873 amino acids.
UCUGCAGGCAGGCUGGACCCACCUUGGCUCAAGCCUAGUCAUUGGCUGCUUAUUAGAAUAAAUUGAGAACAAUGCAUACCACUGGCUGCCAAUUGUAAACAUAAGGGAUAUGUAGUCACUUAGCUUUGACUUUUGGGAGGGGCCAAGGAAAGUCUGUAAGUUGUAUUGAAUAGGGCUGUGUGUUAGGCUGCUGGUGUACCUUUCUUGCUGUGCUCCUGCCUAAACAGCCAGUUAUUCGUUUCCUUCCUACUAGUUGAAAACUUUUCAGCUGCAGAGUGAUCACCCACAGUGCUCCAGGGACAUCAUUCCAAAUUCAUUCCUUAGCGCUCAGCGGCUGGUGUGUGAUUGACAGGCCCAGAAGCGUGCAUCUGAUUGCUUUCAUAUUCUGAUCUGUUUGGAGUUUCGAAAGCUUGAACACGCACCAUGGAUGACUUUGAACGCCGCAGAGAACUCAGGAGGCAAAAGCGUGAAGAAAUGCGCCUUGAAGCGGAGAGACUAGCCUAUCAAAGAAAUGAUGAUGAUGAGGAAGAAGCCGCCAGAGAACGCCGUCGACGGGCUCGACAGGAGAGGCUGCGGCAAAAGGAAGAUGAUGAUCUAACAGGACAAGUGACAGAGAAAUCAGAAGUUAAUGCCCAGAACAGUGUGGCAGAAGAGGAGACCAAACGUUCUACAACAACACUAACAAACACUCAAGGGGAAGGGGAAGAUGAUGCUGCAUUCUUGGAGAGAUUGGCAAAAAGGGAGGAAAGACGCCAAAAGCGUCUCCAGGAAACCCUGGACCGUCAAAAGGAGUUUGACCCAACAGUCACAGACGAGGGCUUGUCACUACCAAGCGGGAGAGAGAUAAACAAUGUGGAAGAAAAUGAGACCAUGGGGAAAGAGGAAAAGAUUGAAACCCGCCGAGGACGUUACGAGAUAGAUGAAGUCGAAACUGUCACUACAUCGUACCAGAGGAACAACUGGAGGCAAGAUGAAGAAGAAGAAGAAAAGAAAGAAGAAAAAGAUAAGGAGGAGGUGCAGGAGGAAAAGCCAGAGCAGAGAACCAUAGAGGAAAAUCAGGUAGAAGUAACAAUAGAAAAGAAAACAAUAGACAAAGAAGAGGGACCGGUGGUAUUAGAAGUAAAAACCCUAGAUGUCAAUGUAGAGGAACACAAAGCAGAGAAUGAUAUGGAUCAUGAGAAGCUUAGGAAUGAAGAAGAGGAAAAGGCUGAGGAAGAAAAGAAGAGAACAGAGGAAAGGGAAAGGCUUGAGGCAGAAGAGAGGGAGAGGGUUAAGGCAGAGGAACAAAAAAAAGCUGAAGAAGAAAGAGCGAGAAUUGAGGCAGAAGAGAAAAGAGCAGCCCAGGAAAAAGAAAGGAUUGAGGCAGAAGAGAGGGAGAGGAUUCAGGCAGAGGAGGAGAAGAGAGCAGCUGAAGAAAGGGAGAGGGCAAAGGCAGAGGAGGAGAAGAGAGCAGCUGAAGAAAGGGAGAGGGCAAAGGCAGAAGAGGAGAAGAAGAAAGCAGAAGAAAGGGAGAGGGCUAAGGCAGAGGAGAAGAAGAAAGCAGAAGAAAGGGAGAGGGCUAAGGCAGAGGAGGAGAAGAAGAAAGCAGAAGAAAGGGAGAGGGCAAAGGCAGAGGAGAAGAAGAAAGCAGAAGAAAGGGAGAGGGCAAAGGCAGAGGAGAAGAAGAAAGCAGAAGAAAGGGAGAGGGCAAAGGCAGAGGAGAAGAAGAGAGCAGCUGAAGAAAAGGCUAAGCUAGAAGAGGAGAAAUUAAAGGCAAAACAAAAGGUAGAAGAGAAAAAAAUGGAAGACAAAAAAGUAGAAGAUAAACAGGUAAAAGAGAAGAAAAUAGAAGAAAAACAGGUAAAAGAGAAGAAGGUGCAAGAGGAAAAACCUCAAACAGUCUCCCUAAGAAAACAGGGGGAAGAAAAAGAGGUUAAAGUGGAAGCUAAAAAAGAAAAGUUACCAGACGAGAAACUUCAACCCACCUUCAAAAAACAGCAGAUCAAAGACGACAAGGCUAAUAAGGACAAAGCACCUAAGGAGGAGGUGAAGCCUAUCUGGGAUCGUAAGAAGGGAUUUCCUGAACCAAAGCCACAGAACGGAGAGCGUUUCCAGGAACUUACUACUCACAAACUUAAACAUACUGAGAAUAUUUUUAGCCGCUCCGGCAUGAAAGCAACUACAAAUGCUGAGGAUGGUAAGCUGGUGUCCCAGGCUGAAGCCGGCAAACGACUAGAGGAGCUGCGCCGUCGCCGAGGUGAAAAUGAGAGCGAGGAGUUUGAGAAGUUGAAGGAGAAGCAACAGGAGGCAGCUGUGGAGCUGGAGGAACUGAAGAAAAAGCGUGAGGAGCGUCGGAAGAUCCUUGAGGAAGAGGAACAGAGGAGGAAGCAGGAGGAGGCUGAGAGAAAAGCCAGAGAGGAGGAGGAGAAGAGGAGGCUGAAAGAAGACAUUGAGCGGAGAAGGGCUGAAGCUGCUGAAAAACGUCAGAAGAUGCCAGAAGAUGGUUUGUCAGAUGACAAGAAGCCGUUUAAGUGUUUCACUCCCAAGGGUUCAUCUCUCAAGAUAGAAGAACGAGCAGAGUUUUUGAACAAAUCCGCUCAGAAGAGUGGUGCUAAACCCACUCACUCUGCAGCAAUUGUCUCCAAGAUUGACAGCAGACUUGAGCAAUACACUAGUGCAAUUGAGGGCACAAAAACUGCAAAACCUGCUAAACCAGCACCCUCUGACCUUCCAGUCCCAGCUGAGGGUGUCCGUAAUAUCAAAAGCAUGUGGGAGAAAGGGAAUGUUUUCUCAUCACCAUCUGGGCCAGGGACACCAAAUAAGGAAACAGCUGGACUGAAGGUUGGUGUGUCCAGUCGUAUCAACGAAUGGUUAACGAAGACCCCAGACACCAACAAAUCACCUGCUCCAAAACCUUCUGAUUUAAGACCAGGAGAUGUAUCCAACAAACGUAAUCUCUGGGAGAAGCAGUCAAAUGAAAAGGCAACCUCUCCUUCUAAGGUAACAGCUAUGGGGAAAAAGUCAGAGACUAAUGCAGGUUUGAGACAAUUUGAGAAAGAACCAUAGGAGGCUACUAAAGAUGCUGGACCAACUCAUUUUGAAAGUGCUAAAUUGUCCUUUUUAUAUUUAUGUUUAUUUACCAAAACGUCUUUUUGCAUUAUCCCAGUUAAAACCAUGUAUAUUAGCACUGUAUUUAAUAAUCAGUCUAGAUAUUCAUCAUAAUAGUACUGCCUUUGCACAAGAGCCUUUAUUCCUAAAGAAACCCAUGCUGUGAAAUAUUCUCCUACUGAUAGUCAUGACUAUGUGUCUGAACAGUGAUUUCAACUGGCAUAAGAGGUCAACCCCCAAAUGCAUGCAAAGUUGAAUUACUUAAGAAAAGUGUGCAGUAAACCCAUAAAAACAGUGGUUACUUUUGGAAUACAGAAGUCUUUUUCUGCACUUUAGACUAAGGCAUGGAAAAAAAUCUUUAGUUGACAAUGUAAUAUUUUCUGUAAGUUGCCCAUGUCAUAAAUACUGCAUCAAUAACUUGUUUAAAUUUAUUGUUUUAUACUUUUAAGUAUCAAUUUUUUCAUUCUAGUUUAAGUUAAUACCUUAAUUUGGAUGAUUGUUAGCUGACAGCGGUACUGAUACUCUAUUUUUGUUAGUGAUUAGUAAUUGAUUGCAAUAUAUACACAUAGCUUUACAAAGUUUAGCUUUAAGGCACUACUAAUGGUAGAAUGCUUUAAUACAUGCUAGAGUAUUAUAUUUAGUAAUGAAUGCACAUAAUUAGCCGGUAUCACAGCUUUUUAAAAAGUCACACACUUUUCUAUAGUAAGAUUUCAUAAUUUUGCCAUUAGAGGUAUGGCAAGAUGAGUAUUAAAUUUUUUUAAAAUGUAAGAUGCCCAGUCAUGGGUAAUUAAAAAGAAAACUAUAGUUUUAAAGAGGGGAAAAUAAGGGUAUAGAGGAUCAAAAGUAGGUCACUUGUAUAAAACAUCGUAGUUUAAUUUAUGUAAAACUACCAUCAUUAAAAAUUUAACACAGUUGGAGCUUAAAUGACUGUACACUAAAUCUUGCCAUUCAUCAGUGCCGUAUAUUAAGUCCACCUAACUACUCAAAGUGAAGUAAGCCUCUAAUUAUGGUGUUUAACUAUCUCCCAAAGCUCUUAUUUACAGAUGUGGUGUUUGAUUUGUAUAUAGUAAACACAAUGCUAUAAGUCAGCUUGGUUUGAAUUUACAUGCCAUAAGGUUUAGCAUUUACAUCCUACAGUAUAUGGGUGGAAUAAACUAGUUAACUGAAGUAGCCCUAAAAUGCUUAACAGCUUUCUGCAUUGGAACUACAGAGAACUCCUCCUUCAUCACUACUUUUAUUUGUAGCAUGUUUUUUGUAGCAGCUGACUUUUUUUAAUUAGAGGGGAGAACAUAAUAUUUCAAUCCAAAGAUGAUCUCCCCUGCUUAGCUGAAACAUCUUGUUUACAUAUUGAGAUGCACUUGGCUAUCUGUAGGGGGCGAAACUGUGCAAACAAUGGCUGGCAUUGUUUCUGAAUUGUCAUGUUUUUUGUCUUGGGUUUUUGUAAACACUUUUCUCUGAAUCUUUCAAAUACAUUUGAUAGCUGCAAUAAAAAUGACUUGUUCAAACAAUAUACUCUGAAACUGCACCAAUAAUAAAUGGAAUAUUUCCAUCAACA